Messenger RNA from Penicillium digitatum Pd1, 1035 nucleotides. RefSeq names its product glycosyltransferase family 32 protein. Gene Ontology annotation, molecular function: alpha-1,6-mannosyltransferase activity. Gene Ontology annotation, cellular component: mannan polymerase complex. The record is from RefSeq and is a predicted model, not a curated record. Lineage: Eukaryota; Fungi; Ascomycota; Eurotiomycetes; Eurotiales; Aspergillaceae. Gene Ontology annotation, biological process: protein N-linked glycosylation.
AUGAUGGGACGGUUUCACUAUCUACUUGGUUUGCUACUAUUAUUCAUCUGUUCAUUUCUCUGGAUCGCAUCUAGUCUGGCAAAACAACCACCAAGCAUUGUUCUUACUCAUGGCUCGUGCGUCUGCAGCGACGAAAAUGUGACAGUCUCGGAUGCCGGUAUCAAACCCUCAAAUCUACCGAAACUUCCCGUUAAAGAUGUGAUAUCAAUAUCAGAACCCAAAAUACCAAGCUACCUCCCAAUCACAAUUUCCCAUGGUCAUCACGCACAGUCAUCAAUCCCAUUCAAGCUCUGGCAAAAGGCCGGUUCAAAGAAAAUCAACGAUGACCGCCAGAGAGACAUCCACAGUUGGCUAGAAGUGAACCCACGUCUACGACAUGAGAUUCUCACAGACGAUAGCGCAGACGAGUACGUUCGAGAGCAUUUUGCCGACUACCCAGACAUCCUGGACCACUAUAUCUCGCUUCCACUCCCGAUCCUAAAAGCGGAUCUCCUUCGUCUGUUGAUCUUAUACGUCGACGGAGGAAUUUGGAGCGAUCUCGAUGUAACAUGUCACCGACCAAUUUCUACCUGGAUUCCGGAACAUUACCAGAACAAAACAAAUGUUGUUGUCGGUUUGGAAUUCGACGGGUCCCAGUUCGCAAGUUGGACCAUCAUGGCAAAGCCUAAGACAAGCCAUAUGGUAGCAGUCAUCAAAUAUGUCGUCGAUAAAUUGAAGGCGACUGCUGCGCAGCACCAUGUUACCACUGCUGGACUUAACAUGACGAUGAUCAACGAUGUAGUGGACCUCACGGGCCCACAGGCGAUGACUGUUGCUAUGUUGCAGAACCUGCAAAGAGAAAUGGGCGCUCCUGUCGGCCGAGCGAAUAUAACUGGUGUCAAAGAACCCAUCCUAUUUCAGGACGUGCUCGUGCUGCCCAAUGCAGCCUUUGCCGCUAGACAGGGUGGCUACCCGACGGACAGAGGGCCUUAUCUUGUUGAACAUCAUUACGCUGGCUCUUGGAAGAAUAUUAAUGGCGGUGAGACAAAAUCGUGA